Messenger RNA from Juglans microcarpa x Juglans regia, 684 nucleotides. RefSeq lists its product as uncharacterized. NCBI's taxonomy places the organism in Eukaryota, Viridiplantae, Streptophyta, Magnoliopsida, Fagales, Juglandaceae. Bases 1 to 684 code for a protein of 227 amino acids. The transcript has 4 exons. The record is from RefSeq and is a predicted model, not a curated record. Gene Ontology annotation, molecular function: nucleic acid binding; RNA-DNA hybrid ribonuclease activity.
AUGAGGCAAAAAUGCCAAAGUAUCAGUGCAGAGAAGAACAUCGCCAUAGCUGAGGAAGUGGACCGCCUAUUAGCCGCUGGAUUCAUACGAGAAGCCCACUAUCUGGAAUGGAUGUCUAACGUGAUUCGCAUGAACCCGAAGAAUGAGGAGAAGACCUCCGUCAUCACUGAUCGAGGCUUGUAUUGUUACACAGCAAUGCCUUUUGGGCUAAAGAACGCAGGCGCCACCUACCAGCGACUAGUUAACCAGUGGGACUCCGGAACAACACUUGAACGAUUUGAGGGAGACUUUCGUGAUACUGAGGAAGUACCAGAUGAAGUUGAACCUGGCAAAAUGCGCAUUCAGCAUCGGAUUGGGAAGUUCUUGGGAUUCAUGGUGUCGAAACGCGAAAUCAAAGCCAACCCCGAGAAGGUAGAGGCCAUCCUCAACAUAGCCCCACCUCAAAGCAUAAAAGAGGUGCAAAGGUUGGCCAGGCAAGUGGCAGCCCUCAACAGCUCAUCUUGUCGAGCUAAAGGAGGAGUGGGGGUGCAUAUCGUUACAUCCGAAGGAGAGGAGUACAAUUACGCCAUCAAGUUGGCAUUUAAAACCACAAACAACGAAGCAGAAUAUGAAGCGCUGCUUUCGGGAUUGGCGGUAGCCAGGUCUCUGGGUGCCACUGAAAUUGAAGUACGAGCUGACUCUUAG